AUGGGCAGCUGGUGCCAUGCCCUAGCUGUCCCUUCAUUCUGGACUCUACUGAGUGGACUUGUUGUAUUUCUGUCCGUUUACUAUGUGGGUUGGAUCAUUCACACUCUCUGCUUCCACCCUCUGAGUGGUUACCCUGGGCCCAAGCUGGCUGCCAUCACUCCUUUGGUUCAUCUCAUUUGGGAUAUCCAGGGUAAACAACAUUCUACAAUAAAACGUCUCCACGACAAGUACGGAGACGUCGUCCGCAUUUCUCCGAAUGCUCUCGUUUACCGUGCCGCAACGGCAUGGAAGGAUAUCUACGGUCACCGCAAGAAGGGACAGAAGGUCUUCGUCAAGGAUCCAGCCUUGUAUGCACCCACUCCCAACGGUGUGAACGCUAUCAUCACAGCCAAUGAGGACGAUCACUCCCGGAUGCGCCGUUUGCUGACCCACGCCUUUUCCAACAAAGCUCUCCGUGAGCAGGAAGAGAUCCUCCAGAUGUACGCUAGCAUGUUCAUUGAAAGACUCAAGGGUCUCAUGGGCAGUGCCGUGUCUCAAAACAUUGACAUCACUUGUUGGUUCAACUUCACCACCUUCGACCUUAUUGGCGACCUCGCUUUUGGAGAACCCUUCGGCUGCUUAUCGACUAGCAAAUACCACUGGUGGGUUCGAAUUAUUCUGGAUGCCGUUAAGGCAAGUGCCUAUCUCAAGAUAUUUUGGUUCUACCCUUUCCUCCUGCCCUUGGUCCGCGUCCUGGUCCCCAAACAUCUUCUUCAGAAACGUCAAGCUAGCUUCGACCUGAGCGUUGAGAAGGUUCGUCGUCGCCUUGCCCUGGACACUACUCGCCCUGAUUUCACUUCAUACAUCCUGAAGCAUGCCAAGGAUGGGAGAGGCAUGUCCCCCGAGGAGAUGGAUGCAAACUCGGCCGUGUUCGUCUUGGCUGGCAGUGAGACUACCGCUGCCCUCCUCUCUGGCGUGACUUACUACCUUCUACGCUGCCGUAACAAGUACGAGCGCUUGAUCAGGGAAAUUCGUGGCGCCUUUGCCAAGGACACUGACAUUAAGCUAUCCACCCUCGUCGACCUUCCUUAUCUGAACGCUGUCUUGACUGAGGCCAUGCGUGUGUAUCCGCCGAUUCCUUCCAUGCUUCCGCGCAUUGUUCCCGAAGGCGGAGCAAUGGUCAAUAACAAAUACGUCCCUGCAAAGGUCUCCGUCUCCGUCUCACUGUACUCCACCUUCCACGCCGCCUCGCACUUCAAGAACCCCGAGGCAUUCGUCCCAGAACGCUGGUUGAACGAGUCUGACGAGUACAGCAAUGACAAGAAGGAGGCCUUCCAGCCCUACUCCUACGGUCCACGCAACUGUCUCGGUCAACACCUUGCGAACGCCGAGAUGCGUCUCCUGCUUGCUAAGCUCUUGUGGAACUUCGACCUGGAACUGCUCCCCGAGUCUCUGAACUGGGCUGAUCAGAAGUCCUUCUCGCUCUGGAGCCGUCCUGAAUUGAUGGUGAAGCUCUUCCGGGCCGGUACUGGCUCUGCACUGUAG
Molecule: messenger RNA, 1524 nt
Organism: Penicillium verrucosum
Lineage: Eukaryota; Fungi; Ascomycota; Eurotiomycetes; Eurotiales; Aspergillaceae
Product: cytochrome P450
Exons: 4
Coding region: 1-1524 (507 amino acids)
Molecular function (GO): heme binding; monooxygenase activity; iron ion binding
Source: RefSeq, a predicted model, not a curated record